Molecule: messenger RNA, 678 nt
Organism: Eurypyga helias (sunbittern)
Lineage: Eukaryota; Metazoa; Chordata; Aves; Eurypygiformes; Eurypygidae
Gene: DRC10
Product: IQ motif containing D
Exons: 1
Source: RefSeq, a predicted model, not a curated record
AUGGCAACAGCGGAUCCAGCUGUGCUCCAGAGAUCAUCUCAGGACAUGAAGCAAAGAAAGAAACCCCUGCUAAAGGGCAUGGUAGAGAAGGCAGCGAUCACAUGGAAGGCCCUGAAUGCCCCACGUCAGUUAAAACCUAACAGCAUGGAGACAGAAAGAAUCGUAACUGUCUUGGAUGAGACGAUUGCCAAGCUGGAGCUGAGCAGUUUGCUCCCACGUAUUAUUGACUCCCUGGACAGGUUUGCUGAUAUGCUGGGCCCUGAGAUCACAAACAGCCUGAUGGAGCACCAAAAGCUUUCAAAUGAAAUGGAGCACCUACUUGCCAGCUUUGAAGAAGGGGACACCAUGAGAGCUGAGGAACGACGGAGCUGUUUCUGCUUGCUAGAGCAACGCCUGAAAUGUUCUGCUAGGAAUGCCCUGAGACUCUUGCUGGCCAACCCUUUGCUUUGCCAGGCUCUGAAAUAUGAAUUUCAGGCGAGGGAGUCACCAGCUGAGAUGUUUAUCAAAGCCUUUGGGGAGUUCAGGAAUUUCAUGCUUGAGAGGCUCCUGACUAGUCCCGUGGAAGAGGAAGGAAGGAUUCAGUUCAUGGAAGACAUCUCCCUCCAGAUGAAGAAAAACACUGAAGCAAUCUCAGCUUUACAGGCAGAACUGGCAGCAGCAAUCCGGACUCGAGAGGAG